This is a messenger RNA of Zootermopsis nevadensis, 7343 nucleotides long. The record is from RefSeq and is a predicted model, not a curated record. Lineage: Eukaryota; Metazoa; Arthropoda; Insecta; Blattodea; Termopsidae.
AUGAACUUGUACAGUCAGCAGCUUCUCUUGCACUUGUAUUGCUAAAAAAGCUGCCCAGUGUUUAUAUGGAUGACCACCUCAUCACGGAGUUAAUAACAGACGUGAGGGUAAAUUUGAAUGUUGUCCAGCUGUUGCAAUGGUGUGUGUAUGAGGAUAUGGCUUCAUACUUAUCAAGUUCGCUUACAAUGCAAGAUUCUCCUCAGGAGGAGAUUGAAAGUGAAUUGGGGGAAGGACAGGAAGAUGUAAAAAGAGGAAAGAUUGAAGAGGAAGAUAAGAUCAAUGAAGAGACUGAAGAAAUUGAAAAUGAGACAGAGGAAGAAGAAAAUUAUGAGGAGGAGGAAGAGGACGAUGAUUAUACAGAUGUUGAAGAUGAUGAUGAUGGGAUGGAAGAAAGUAGAGAUGAAAUGACGUUCAAGCAGAAAGGUCAUGCUGAGAAACCUAAAGAAACUGAUCGCGCGGUCAGUGGUGGCCGAAGUGGUUGUAGCACGGGUCUUCAGAGUAGAGACGUUAAUAGUGCAGGUGUGCAGAAAGUUAAGGUUUCUUGUGCUGAUGGGAGUUCGACAUGGCGUAAAUUGCUGAAUGAGUUGGAUGCACUGAUGAAGUCCUUAAAGAGAACAAAUGAAGUAUCCCAGUUGGUACAAUUGUUGCAAUCUAUGCACAGCAUAAUCAGGUGUGCCAUUGAGGUAAUUGUUUUGUUGGAAAAUAACUGUCGUAGCCCUCCAGAUGAAACACCUUUUAUAACUACUUUCUUUGAUGAUUAUUUUGGUGAUAUGAUCAGGUUAUUAGUGCAAGUACUGGCUACAUUAUCAUAUGAAAAUGAAGAGGAAGAAAUGGGGGAAUGUGUCAUUCUCAUGUGCUUGGAGAUGGUUGGCAGCUUACUGCACGUGCCGGAGUCACGUUACGCUUUGCAGCAGGACAUUGAGGCAGCUGUUACGUUACUGUCACUACCAUGGCAUGAACAAGUGCCACCAGAGGGCAAUAUGAAUCAUUCAUUAUUGUCUCUUGUCACACAGUUAACUGCUUUGUCAAGGAGUGAGUUUAAAAUGUUGUGCCUUAAUCACCUCCUCCAUAUUUCACAUUGCGAAUAUUUGGACUGGAGGUUCAGCUUAAUGCAACACUGCAUUGGAAGUGAGCAGAAUGAUUUUGCGAGCAGCGUGGUGCAUAGUAUUCCAUUCAUACUGCAGAUGAAACAGUUCAGCCCUAUGAGAGUGUUCUCAUAUUUACUUCAGCCAGCUUUGGCGAACAGUGACACAAAUGUUCCUCUCCAACGUUCUCUGGCAUCAAUCAUCGGUGAUAUGACGUGUGUUCUUGCAGGAAGUUGUGUGUACUCAAGGAAAGUGGAGAUGUCCAAAGUCACUUACAAGCUUCUGUGUGUCGAUUGUCACUCUGAUAGAAAAUUGUACAAGGCUUCUGGAUUGGGUUACCUGCAACAGAUGGAAAACCAGGUUUUGAGAUGUCUGGACUUGGUUCAUUCAGAAGAUGAGAAUGUGCGUUUGUCAAUGGCAAAUGCUCUGCAACAGCUGUCCACCCACAUUUCUUCAUUUCAUCAGCCUGAGAUGCCAAAACACUGGCUUCAUUACCUCCGAGAUCAAGCUGUGUCUGUAAGGCUCAGUUUUGCUUCCUAUGCAAAGUGUCUUGUGUUCAAUCCGAAGUGGGUGGAGGAAAAGCAGUCAGAAUCUGAAACUUUGCUUGAGGAACACAUCCCUCUCAGUCAGAAAGACAAAGUGGAGUUAACUCAGUCCAUUCCAUUGCUGUCAUUUUGCGUUGAAGAGAUGACAAAAGUAGUUUUUGAAAGUUUAACAGCAGGAGACCGUGAACUCCAGCGCACCAUCAUUUUUACUGUGAGAUCACUUGGCAGGGUUCCGUUGGAUUGUGUCUUGUUACCAACUUUAGCAAAUCUUCUGAUGUUUAUUGCUCAUCCGUCUUCUAUGGUGCUUCCACUUGCCAAAUUGAGUGUUGGUGAAAUUGCAGAGGCACAUAAUGUCAGACCAUGUGACAUCUACAUACGCUUUAAGAAGGAAAUAUGUGGUCUGAUUGUGCAGUUUGUGGUACUCAAUCAUCAUAUCGGAGGCUUAAGUUUUGGAACUUCGGUGCAGAGGAUAGUUCGAGCAUUGGGUUUUACAAGUUUUCGAGAAUUUCUUCAAAAGGACUCGCAUCACAUAAUUCCAUAUCUUGUGCCUGCAAUGGUAAAGAAUCCAGGAACGUCACAACUACUUAAUGAUAUUGGAAAAACUAUGAUGAUUGACACCAAAACUCUCAUAGAGGAAACAUUCCAGCAUGUCUAUCCACAUAUCUACUUAUAUGAAAAUGAGGAGACUCUUAAAGCAUGCCUCAAGUACAUGGAGGAUUUUACUGGUAUCAACGUAAAAGAUCUGAAGAGACGCUCAUUUAAGGUCAUUCACAAUGAAUUGCUGUUACAUUACGAAUGCCACAAAGAAAGAGUGCUUGAUGCAUUGCGUGAGUUGGCCAAGGACGAUCCAGAUUAUGCCGUUCCAGACCAUCCCAUGAGCUUAGAACAGAUUGCUGACUACCUGCAACCAAGGUUUCUGGGUGUUCUGGUGUUCUUUGACAGUAAGCUGGUUACGAGAAAGGUUGCUGAAUCAGUGAAGAAAAAGGCUUUAUCUUCUUUGCCAGAAAUUAUUCGCCUGAUGGGGCCAAAACACAUCACUCCCGUUAGGUUUAAGGUUCUUGGAACACUUCGUACAGCACUGAAACUCAACUACAGUACCUUUCCAGAUCUGAAUGUAGCAGCGUGGGAUGCGUUUGUUCACAGUGUGGAGGUAAUUCAUCUGGGACCUCUUCUUAGCACAAUAUUUGUUUCUCUCCUGCCACUGCUCGAUGAUUUUGCUGUUGAGAUCGGAAGCAUCUUUGCUUUCCUGAUAGUUCAAAAUAGUGAAAUCUUGCAACAUUUCUUCAAAGAAUUGUAUUUUGUCGAGCCGAGCGAACCCAUUAUUGAUAUAUAUAGGGAAAUUCAGGGAGUCAUUAAUGAGAAUGGGCCUCCUACAUUCAUGGACAGACUGGCAGUAAUUACAUCCUCCAUUAAGCAUGACAAUGUUGACGUUCAGCUGUAUGGUUUGCUGCAUCUGUCAUCUUUACUGCAGACAGAGAAAGAAUUAUUUCAAGCUUGUAUUGGGGAAAAGGACCACGUAGAACCCAUAAUAAGAGAGAUAAUGGAUGCUCUCUUGUCGGGUUGUCGUGAUGAAGAUGAGAACAUUCGAUUGGCUUGUGCAGAUUGCAUUGGAGCUGUUGGGGCUCUGGACCCUGGUCUCUUGUCUUGGAGAGAGUUACAAAGUGAGAAAGAAGCCCUACCACUUGGCGCUGAUACAGAUGGAUUCAUAUCAGUUGCUCUUAUUCAUCUUGCGCGGUCAUUUCAGCAAUGCAGAGAGACACAGACUAUGGAUGCUUUCUCACUGGCAAUGCAGGAAUUACUUAAACUGUUCAAAAUAUCACCAGAUGAAAAGUCACCAAAGAAAAACAUUUGGGGUUCAUUUCCCAGAGAAGUUCAAGAGAUAAUGACUCCUCUACUUUCUUCAUGUUAUAAGAAUUCUAUAGGACCAAAUGUACAAAUGCCUCAUCCCGUAAUUGGAUCGAAGUAUGGCAUGACGUUAAAUGACUGGGCGUGCAAUUGGACGUUCGUGCUGUUGGAUUGUAUUUCUGGCCCCUGUGUUCAAGCAGUGUUUGAUGCUUGUGCAAUUAGUCUGAAACGAGAUUUACAAACGCUGCUGUUCUUCAUGCCGUACAUUCUAUUACAUGCAGUUCUGUCUGCCUCACCAGUCAAUAUAAAGUGCUUUCUGGAAGAGAUGCUGGCUGUGAUGGAUACCAGCUCUCACAUACCACAACCAAGCCAUGAUGAUGAGCAACCGUCAUAUGCUAUUCAUUUGUCAGGAAGCAGAACGGUUGCGACGGAAGGCCUCAAUGCAGACACCCGUAUGAUGUGUGCUAAAACCGUAUUCACUCUGAUAGAUUUUGUUUGGCGUUUUACACGAGAGUGGAUUUCUGCUCAUUACCUAUCUUCUAACCUAAGAGAAGAUCCUGUUUAUGUUGCCCUGAAAGCGUUUGUCAGUGAAAUUUCUGCUUUGAAAAUCGCCUUGUCUAAUAUUGAAUGUGGCGAGUAUCCACGAGCAUUGAUGUACCUGGAAAUGUUUAUCAGUAAGAAUCCACAGCAGUUUCAAGAGCAGCUAUGGCUCUUUAUGAAAAUAUAUGCACGUUUGAAUGAGCCAGAUGCUGUCCAUGGGAUAAUGGCAACAAGAGAGCAGGAGCCAUCUCUUGAAGAACUUAUAAUUGUCCACGAAGUAACUGGACAAUUACAGGAUGCUGUGGCUUGUUACGAACGCUUGGCACAGGAUGAAACAAGGGGUCCCGAUUUCUACAAGGGGAUGGUACAAUGUUAUCUCGGACUGGAUCAGCCGAUUACGUCACUCAGAAUUGCACAAGGAAUUGUUUCGGAAAGGCCAGAAAUGGCGAGAGUGAUGCAGGAAUUUGAAGCAGAAGCUUUCUGGCGAUUGCAGAUGUUUGAUGACCUGGGAAGUCUGCUUUCAUCGCCUGAAAUUGCAGAAAACAAGGCGUGGGGCGUGCAAGCCGGAAGGGCCCUGCUCCAUUUUCAAGCUGGCAGGAGUACAGUUCUUCACAAGCACCUCAAGUGCAUGCGGAUGGAGUUGCUGGAUGGACUGCGGACAGUUUCUCUCGAGAAGGGCUCUUAUCAGGAAGAGUACCAGAGCAUUGUUAGAUUGCAUAUACUGAAUGAGAUGCAGAGAACAGAAGAAGUUGUCCAGGCAAUAUUAAAGAAUGUUAGUAAUGACCAGCAGUGCAUGUUACUGGUGGAACAGCUUAUGCACGAAUGGGAGGACAGACUCAAGAAUGUUCAGCAGUUCUCACGCGCCAAAGAGCCCGUACUCUCUAUGCGGAGGACCGUUCUUGUUCUUGCGAAAAGCCUAAUAGAAGAGAAACUUCCUGAAGUUGCCAAAUAUCUGGAUAAAGAAGUGGGACGGUGCUGGCUUCAGAGUGCCGUAACAGCUCGAAAGGACGGACUCUACCAGCAAGCAUACACGUAUAUACUUAAUGCUGAGAAGUUCCACCUAAAGGAACUCUUUGUUGAGAAAGCCAAACUUUACUGGGAGAAGGGAGAGCAAGAUCCGGCCUUCUUGACAUUACGUCGCGGUCUGGAGGAGCACUUUACUAACGUUGAGAACCCUGACUCGUGCUUUGCUGUUACAGGUCAAAGUGACUCUAAAAUAUGUGCUGAGGCCAAGUUGCUCAUGGCUACAUACAAUGAUGAGACUGUGAAUGUUGACAUGGAUGUGAACAUCUGUAACUACAAACAGGCCGUUGAUGCAUGCCGCCAAUGGGAGAAGAGUUCUGUGUGUCUAGCUCAGUAUUAUGACCGCGUGUUGGGCGUGAUGACAGAUGAGGAGAGAAACACCAGAGGAGGAGAUAUUCAGGUGAAUAUGGUGAAUUUCUAUGGCAAGUCAUUACGCUACGGGUGCAACUACAUCUACCAGUCGAUGCCCCGUAUGUUGAGUAUAUGGUUGGAUUUUGGAACGAGCGUUGCCGAGGCAGAAAAGGAGAAAGACAGAACGAGGGCAAAGAUGGAAGUAAUAAAUGACAUGAAAACAAAUUUGGACAAAAUGACUAAGAUUGUUGAUCAGUUGGUUGAAGAACUUCCUCCUUACAUGUUCCUGACGGCAUUUUCACAACUAGUUUCACGCAUCUGUCAUCCACAUCCGGAUGUUUUCAGACACCUGAAGACGAUCAUAGUUUAUAUGCUGUUGGUGUACUCCCAGCAGUCUUUGUGGAUGUUAAUGCCCGUGUACAAGUCGUCAUCCAGCUUUCGUGUCAAGAGGUGUGAGGAAGUGCUAAAUGAUCCGAUAUUCAAAAACACAACGAAUGCCAAGCUUUUGAAUGACUUCACUCGUCUGACAGAGAAGCUGAUUGAGUUGACUGAAAAACCUAUUGGAAAUGAUGUGAAAUACGUUACAGUGAGCAGUUUAGUCAGCUCACUUCCUCGUCUUCUGAAAUCACCAGAUUUCAGUGACAUCAUGAUGCCAUGUCAGCAGUUCACAAUCAUUCAAUUGCCAACAGAUGACAACAGAAUAAUUGGGCAUGACCCAUUUCCAGUGAAGCAAGUGUUCAUUAAGGAGGUGUGUGAUGAACUCACUGUCUUGCCGUCACUACAGAAGCCACGACGUAUUUCAUUCGUUGGCUCAGAUGGGAAUCAGUAUAUGAUGAUGUGUAAAGCAAAGGAUGAUUUACGUAAGGACUUCCGUUUCAUGGAAUUCAACAAUGUGGUGAAUCGCUACCUAAGAAAGGAUCCCGAGUCGAGACAGCGGGGAUUACACAUAAGGACAUACCAUGUUGUCCCACUGAAUGAAGAAUGUGGUAUUGUUGAGUGGGUCCCCAAGCUGGUGGCUUACCGUAACAUAAUCAUAAGACUGUACAAGGAGGCUGGAAAUUACACAAAUAAUAAGCAGCUGAAAGAGCUGUCAAGUAACUUAUCAGACUCCCAUUCUGCAAAGCGAGAGAAGUUUGAACGAUUCUUAAUUCCAAAACAUCCACCAGUAUUUGAUGAGUGGUUCAGGUCCACAUUUCCAGAACCUUAUGCUUGGUAUCGCGCUCGCACAUCGUACAUUCGUACGACGGCCGUCAUGUCCAUGGUGGGCUACAUGCUUGGACUAGGCGAUCGGCAUGGUGAAAAUAUCUUGUUUGAUACAGUUAGUGGUGAAACAGUGCAUGUGGAUUUCAAUUGCAUUUUUAAUAAGGGGGAGAAUUUUACGUGGCCUGAACGAGUGCCGUUCCGCCUCACACACAACAUGGUGGCUGCGAUGGGACCACUCGGUGUAGAAGGCAUGUUUCGCAGAUCUUGUGAAAUAACACUUCGGAUACUGCGAGCUCAGUCUGAAACUUUGAUGUCUGUUCUACGGCCAUUUGUUUAUGAUCCUAUGGUAACAUGGCGAUCAACAUCAACAUCGGCUAGACCCGCUGCUCGCAAAGAGAGUGUGGAGACAACAAAUGAAUUGGCAAUGAAGAACCUUGAAGAUAUAGAGGGCCGUGUUCAAGGGAUGGUGCGUAUUAAAGGCAGUCAGUGCUCCACCUUGGCCUUGUCUGUGGAGGGACAGGCCAACAACCUGAUCCUGGAGGCAACUAACAUUGACAACUUGUGUGAAAUGUAUAUAGGGUGGGGACCGUUUAUGUAAUUCAGUUAGUGCUGUGCACAAGAAACCACCAAACACUCAGAAAUAUCAAUCUGUAUUGAUUUUAAACACAGUUUUGUUAUUAUGAUGCAAAUUAUUUAAAAUCACUAUUUUAUGUACAUCUUUGUAAUUGCUGUAUAAAUUCUUUCCAGUGAU